UAUUAAGUUGAUUUUGCUAACGUGUUUACAUAAAAAUGCAAAUAGCCUACUGUCAUGCCAUUGAUGGGAUACUGUGGAGAGUUUGGAAGUUAUGAUGUGGUGGCAGCUGUGGCUGGAGGCGUGUCCACAGGGCUCCUCCUUCUUCUCCUGCUUGCAGUCUCCGCCUACCUGCUCUGGGUGAGGAGGAGGAGGAGGCGGAGUCAGAGGCAGAGCUGGCAUCCAGAAAUUGUCUCGACCCCGCCCGCUGUCCCAUCAUGCACCUCUCCUCUUGCUUUGAGUAUGCAGACGAGCAGACGUGGACACAGCUCACGGGCGAUCCCCUUCUUCCUCCCUCCACGCUUUAAGAGCUGGCCGCAUGCGAGUCUUCAGGAGGAGGACGAGGAGCAGGAGGAAGAGCAGGGGCCCACGCAGCAUCAUGCCCCCUGGAGCUCAUGGACAGCUGGGAGGUCCGUCCCCCUGGGCAACCUGAGGCCUGACCUGUACCAUGUCCCUGAGGAGCCCAGUGAGUGGGCUCCCCCUACUGGCGGCACGGUGCGCCUGUGGUUUGCGGUGGAGUACCAGCAGGAGAGGGAACAGCUGGUGGUCUCGCUGCUGCGCGCCGCCAACCUGCCCGCCCGUUGCCACGGCAACGCCACGCUGGUGAGGCUGCAGCUGCUGCCCGACGACCGCCGCCAUCGGCAGGCCAAGGCCAAGCGCAAAGGUCGUGACCCCAAAUUCAAUGACAGCUUCAUUUUCCAGGUAUCCCGUGGCUGUGUGGAUGAGUGUACUCUGAGCCUGUCGGUGCUGAGUGUGGACCGUCUGAAGAAACAUCAGCUGGUCGGCCGUGUCCUGCUCCCUCUGAGAUGGGCGGAGCUUAGGGAGGCAGCUGGGAAAAUCAUGUGGAGGGACCUGGAGACCGAGAAUGGACAGCCCUACUCAAAGCACGGAGAUGUCCAGGUGUCUCUGAACUACAACGCGCAACUGCAGCGCCUCACGGUGGUUGUUCUGAGGGCUCGCGGACUGCCCCUGCAAGCCGAGGCAGGUGUGUGUGUGCAGGUAAGUCUUCAGCUGCACAUGCAGGUGGUCCGCACAAAGAAGACAGCGCUGGCCAGAGGGAGUGAGCCCACCUUCAACGAGAAGCUCACCUUUAAGCUCCUCCCCCCGCAGAUGGAUGAGGCCUCCCUCAGCCUGCAGGUCCAGAGGGCGAGUGCCAUUGGGCCAGUUUCAUUGGGAGUGGUCGUCAUCGGGCCCAUCAUGUACGCCAGGGGUCGAGAACUGGAGCACUGGAACGACAUGGUCAGCAAACCACAGGAGCUGGUCAAACAGUGGCACGGCCUGGGAACGGGAAAGACAAUACAAAACUCAAGUUGACCUGGGAGAACAAAACUAUCCCCUUACAGGCAUGACCCCCAAAUGAUAACAAGCAGCUAUCUGUACCCCUGUCAUGGUUAUGAGAAAAGCUUGGGGCACAUUCUGUGUAAGGCUAUUUAGUCUACGAGAGAAGCAUUACAUUCAAGGACUCAUGCUGUUAUUGAGGA
This is a messenger RNA of Alosa sapidissima (American shad), 1517 nucleotides long. It is a transcript of the gene syt15, whose product is annotated as synaptotagmin XV. Gene Ontology annotation, biological process: cellular response to calcium ion; calcium-ion regulated exocytosis; regulation of dopamine secretion. The transcript is spliced from 8 exons. The record is from RefSeq and is a predicted model, not a curated record. Lineage: Eukaryota; Metazoa; Chordata; Actinopteri; Clupeiformes; Clupeidae. Gene Ontology annotation, molecular function: clathrin binding; calcium-dependent phospholipid binding; calcium ion binding. The coding region runs from base 55 to 1350 and encodes 431 amino acids.